Hyphopichia burtonii NRRL Y-1933 is the source of this 786-nucleotide messenger RNA. RefSeq lists its product as uncharacterized. The annotation marks the transcript as partial. Gene Ontology annotation, cellular component: nucleus; cytoplasm. The transcript has a single exon. The record is from RefSeq and is a predicted model, not a curated record. Lineage: Eukaryota; Fungi; Ascomycota; Pichiomycetes; Serinales; Debaryomycetaceae. Gene Ontology annotation, biological process: microtubule-based process.
GGAAUGGAUGAAACUACAGUCACCAAGCUCGAGAAGUACCAGGAGAUAAUACGGGAGUCGAGUAUCUUGAAAAAAACUUUUGAGUUAAUCGAUAAGUUCAAUAGGGAACAAAUCGCGUUUAAGCGGAUACGAUGUUUGGCACUUGGGUCACCGGUUGAGACUAAGAUUGCAUUGUUCCAACUAGCGUACUUGAUUGAAAUACAACUUGAGUACUCAGUAGAACCAGAAAAUGUAUCAUUGUACGACCCAGUUUUCAAUAAAGAUGAUAAGAGGCUUUUAAAGGAACAUUUGGGGUAUGAAAUUGACCAGACAUACGAGAUAGAAGAGCCAUGUAUAAAAGAAACCAUAUUCUUCCUACCCCAUGCGGGACUUGAUAUUACAGACGGUUUAAUAGAAGAAACAAAACCCCAAUGGAUGAUAGGAAAUGACUUGGUCAGUCAUACUGAACGAUUGAGUAAACAAAAAUUAUAUGAGACUUACCGAAAUUUGGCUUACUUAGUUAAGCUUAUUGAAGAUUCAAAUCAUAAUCAAAUAGAUGAUGGGUUUACUAGCGUGAAGCCAAAAUCUAAGAGAAACAGAAAGAAUAAAUACGUAUUCAAAGAACCCGAAUUAGUUUACGAUUUCAGUAAGGUUUAUUUUGAUAAGGUGCUACAUGAAAAAUUACCUUCGGACGAUGGAGUUUGGGGAAAUGCAUUCACUGAUUUGACAGUUCAUCAUAUAAAGUCCAAAACUGAGCAAAAUCAAAUUGAUGAUUUGGAGCAAGGUUUACAUCAACUUAAAGUUUAA